Hydatigera taeniaeformis is the source of this 618-nucleotide messenger RNA. The record is from the annotation of a GenBank genome assembly. Lineage: Eukaryota; Metazoa; Platyhelminthes; Cestoda; Cyclophyllidea; Taeniidae.
AUGGAGUUGCAGGACAUCUUCUAUGAUGGCUCCCGAUACGUAGAGACGGCGAGUGGCAAUAAAGUUAGCCGCAACGCAUCGAUCUGUGGCAGCCAGAAUAUUGUUCUUAGCGGUAAGACCAUUAUUAUGUCGAACUGCAUAAUCCGCGGUGACUUGGCAAACAUCCGGAUCGGUCGCCGUUGUGUCAUCAGCAAAGGCGCAGUGAUUCGACCGCCUUUCAAAAAGUUCUCCAAAGGGGUGGCUUUCUUCCCUCUCCAAAUUGGUGAUCACGUAUUUGUAGGGGAAGGUGCCGUAGUGAAUGCUGCUCAAGUUGGUUCCUGCGUCUACAUCGGACGAAACUGCGUUGUGGGCAGGCGAUGUGUGCUGAAGGACGCUUGUGCUUUACUGGACAACACGGUUCUUGCUCCCGAAACCAUUGUCCCACCAUUCUCCGUCUUUGGUGGGUCGCCUGGUCGUUGUGUGGCGGAGCUACCGGAGUGUACUCCUGAGCUGAUGGCAGAUUUAACGCGUAGCUACUACGACCACUUUCUAUCUAAAACCACGUCCGUUGUAACACCUGCUCCCUCUUCUAAUAGACGUGUCUCUGCUGCGACAACUGGGGCUAAAAGAGUCAUCUAA